Molecule: messenger RNA, 1470 nt
Organism: Alternaria ethzedia
Lineage: Eukaryota; Fungi; Ascomycota; Dothideomycetes; Pleosporales; Pleosporaceae
Exons: 1
Coding region: 1-1470 (489 amino acids)
Cellular component (GO): mitochondrial large ribosomal subunit
Molecular function (GO): structural constituent of ribosome
Source: RefSeq, a predicted model, not a curated record
AUGCACGCCCGAGGUCAAUUGAUCGCUGGGCGCACCGCAGCCCAAGGAUUGGCCCUUCGCCCGGCGCAGUCAACAUGCCGAACGUACGCGACGACGGCGCCCACUCCCGCAGUGAAGAACCCACUACAGCGACGACGCGGCGGUGAUCUCGGCUCCCAUCUUCCCAUAAACAUCAUCCCUAAAGAUGCAUACAUCCCCCCAUAUCCCUAUGGCGCCCAUCAGCUUUUCAAGCAGGCCAACAAGGGUCUCUAUGGCGACCAGAUGAUACGUUUUGGCAACAAUGUCUCCAAAGACACCGAAACGAAGACACGGCGCAACUGGAAGCCCAAUGUGCUCUCCAAAAGUCUAUACUCGGUCGCACUGAAGAAGAAGAUAAAGCUGCGCAUCACCGCCAAGGUUCUCAAGACAAUGGAUCGUGAGGGUGGGCUGGACGAAUACCUGCUCAAGGACAAUGUGGCACGCAUCAAAGAGCUUGGGCCAAUGGGAUGGGCACUGCGAUGGACACUGAUGCAGAAGCCGGAAGUCAUCGAUCGGUUACGGGCAGAAGCUGCGGCUCUUGGCAUAGACCAGGCCACAAUCGACAAGCAAUGGCCUACACCCCAAAUGAUGGCCGAGGAAAAAGCUGCCCACGGUACGCUCUCCCAAAGCAUGCCCGACGGCGCGCAGGAGGACCUAGAGUUCAUGGAGACGGAGGACCAAGAGAUGUGGUCCGGAGAGGAAGUCAAAGAUAUUACCGACCCAAAGAAAAAAGGCCCAAGAGCGUACAAAGUGCGAGCCGAUGCCGCCCUCGAGUACUCCAAAGCAGUCAAGGCCGCAGAGCGUUACGUAUCCCGCGACGCCGUCGACAGCAUAGAAGAGGGCCUCAAACUAGCCUUCAUCCGAGCCAAAGAGCGCGAAGCAGAGAGACUCAGAAAGAAACAGAUAGUGAAAGAAGCAGACAUCACACAGCAAGACCUAGAUGAAACCAGGUCGAAGUUCAACCUCCCUGACAUCAGCGAUAACGCCGCCAGGAGAAUCACCUUCAACCAGCGGAGACGCAAAGAGAUCGACGAAGCCGGCGGCAUCGAAGCCUGGAGCAAGAUCAAGAGCGCCGCUCACGACGCGAAGGUAGCAGAAGCAGGUGGCAUCGAAGCUUACAAUGCCAACAAGAAAGCCUACAACGCUUCUCUCAUCGCGGAAGCGGAAACGGCUUCUACCAACGAGAACAUGGAUCCCGAACGAAGGGCAUACCUCGAAACCGCGCUGCUGAAGGCGGAUCUGGCUAUCAAGCAUAGGCUUGCUGGUGGUGAGGAGGAUUACGUCGAGUCGAUUUUGGAGUUGGACAGGGAUGGAGGUCUACGCGCGACUGGUGGUGGUAGUCUGAGUGAGAUUUAUCGGGCUGCGGAGCGGGAGAGGAGUGCGGGUGGUGAUGCUUGGGGCGCGCUGGUUAAUGAGAGUAAGAAGGGUGAUGAGAGUCGGCCGCGCUCAUGA